GAUUGAAGGGCGAGAAUCCGCCAGGAAAGUUCCUCAUUCAUUGUCGCUCAGUAUCACUAGAUCAAUCAUUUUUACGUAAAUUUGAAACGAAACAGUGAGAUAUUAAGAUAGCCUGCUCUAUAAAAAGGCCACCAGGUGUAAUGUAGUUCAUAUGCACAAGCGAAAAUUGAAGAGGAAUAAGAGGCUAAGUGAGAGAGACUCUGAGACUGAGAGUGAUAAUCGACAGAUAGAAAUGGAGAUAGAGGAAGUUGGGAGCUAUGAUCAGGCACUGCCUCUGCUCUCUUUGAAUCAUGUCUCCUUGUUGUGCAGAUCUGUGUGGGACUCUCUGCGGUUCUACGAAGAUGUGUUGGGCUUUUGCCUCAUCAAACGCCCAUCUUCUUUCGAUUUCAAUGGAGCUUGGUUGUUCAACUAUGGCUUUGGGAUACACUUGUUGGAGAAUCCAUCUGACGAUGACUCAUAUACCAUUCAUCAAUCCAGACCCAUUAAUCCAAAGGAUAACCAUAUCUCCUUCCAAUGCACUGAUGUUGGGCUUGUGAAAAAGAGGCUGCAAGAAAUGGGGAUCAAGUAUGUGACAGCAGUGGUCAAGGACGAAGGAAACACUGUGGAUCAAGUGUUCUUCCAUGACCCAGAUGGUUAUAUGAUCGAGCUUUGCAACUGCGAGAACAUUCCAGUCAUCCCCAUCUCGUCCUGCGCAUUCAAGCCUGGGACGGGGACAAGUUUUAAGAGGAUGGCAUAUAACAAAUGUGGGUUCAUGGAGACUCUGAUGAUGGAGAGCUUGAGCAUGGAUAUGAUGAACUUCUCAUUUUAAUUAAGUUGUGAGAAAGGGCUGAAUGAACCAGGUAAUUCAGUUCAAAAGAAAGGCGCUGCCUAGCUUGCACAAAAAAGGUUCUGAGUUGCAAGUGCACUUUUAAUGGUCUUAAAUUUUCUUGUUUUAAGUGUAUUAUUUGCCUGUCAAAGAUGUGUAUUAUUUGGAUGAGGGUCGGUACUGCUGUUGAGGUUUUUUCACAUUAAAUGAAAUGUACUCUAGGUGUUACAUGCCCUAAAGUUGUGGGAAAUCAUGAAUAAAACUUCGUGUAUAGUUUCUUAA
Messenger RNA from Malania oleifera, 1087 nucleotides. RefSeq names its product glyoxylase I 4-like. The record is from RefSeq and is a predicted model, not a curated record. Lineage: Eukaryota; Viridiplantae; Streptophyta; Magnoliopsida; Santalales; Ximeniaceae. The transcript has 3 exons. The coding region runs from base 152 to 808 and encodes 218 amino acids.